AUGCCGGGAGCCCCUGGAGGAGGCCCGGGCCCUGGCCCAUCCCCUGUGGACAGGUGGACGCUCGUGGUCUUCAGCUUUAUUAUGGCAACGGCUUUGGGCCAAAUGAAUUUCACAGGAGACCAGGUUCUCCGAGUCCUGGCUAAAAAUGAGAAGCAGCUUUCAGUUCUCAGGGAUCUGGACGGCCUGAAGCCCCAGAAGGUGGACUUCUGGCGUAGCCCAGCCAAGCCCAGCCUCCCUGUGGAUAUGAGAGUUCCUUUCUCAGAGCUGAAAGACAUCAAAGCUUACCUGGAGUCUCACGGCCUUGCCUACAGCAUCAUGAUAAAGGACAUCCAGGUGCUGCUGGAUAAGGAGAGAGAAGCCAUGGCCAAGUCCCGCCGGUUGGAGCGUAGCACGAGCAGCUUCAGCUACUCCUCCUACCACACCCUGGAGGAGAUCUAUAACUGGAUGGACAACUUUGUAACUGAGUAUUCAGAUAUUGUCUCAAAAAUUCAGAUUGGCCACAGUUUUGAAAAUCGGUCCAUUCUUGUCCUGAAGUUUAGCACUGGAGGUUCUCAGCGCCGGGCCAUCUGGAUCGACACUGGAAUCCACUCCCGGGAGUGGAUCACGCAUGCCACUGGCAUCUGGACGGCCAAGAAGAUUGUCAGUGACUAUGGCAAAGACCGCACCCUGACAAACAUACUGAAUGCCAUGGACAUCUUCAUGGAGAUUGUCACCAACCCUGAUGGGUUUGCCUUUACCCACAGCAUGAACCGCCUGUGGCGGAAGAACAAGUCCACCAGACCUGGCAUGUUCUGCAUCGGUGUGGAUCUUAACAGGAACUGGAAGUCGGGCUUUGGAGGAAAUGGUUCUAAUAACAACCCCUGCUCUGAGACUUACCGUGGGCCCUCCCCUCAGUCGGAGCCAGAGGUGGCAGCCAUAGUGAACUUCAUCACCACCCACGGGAACGUCAAGGCUCUGAUCUCCAUUCACAGCUACUCUCAGAUGCUCAUGUACCCUUAUGGCCACUCUUUGGAACCCGUUCCAAACCAGGAGGAGUUGUACCAGCUCGCCAAGGACGCAGUGAAGGCCCUGUAUGAGGUCCAUGGGAUCGAGUACAUUUAUGGCAGCAUCAGCGCCACGCUCUAUGUGGCCAGCGGGAUCACUGUGGACUGGGCCUAUGACAGUGGCAUCAAGUACGCCUUCACCUUCGAGCUCCGGGACACGGGGCGCUAUGGCUUCCUGCUGCCGGCCUCCCAGAUCGUCCCCACGGCCCAGGAGACGUGGCUGGCGCUCCGGACCAUCAUGGAGCACACCCUGCAGCACCCCUACUAG
This is a messenger RNA of Neogale vison (American mink), 1311 nucleotides long. RefSeq names its product carboxypeptidase A5 (gene CPA5). Lineage: Eukaryota; Metazoa; Chordata; Mammalia; Carnivora; Mustelidae. Gene Ontology annotation, molecular function: metallocarboxypeptidase activity; zinc ion binding. The record is from RefSeq and is a predicted model, not a curated record. Bases 1 to 1311 code for a protein of 436 amino acids. The transcript is spliced from 11 exons. Gene Ontology annotation, biological process: proteolysis.